This is a messenger RNA of Bipolaris zeicola 26-R-13, 1338 nucleotides long. RefSeq lists its product as uncharacterized. Bases 1 to 1338 code for a protein of 445 amino acids. The transcript has a single exon. The record is from RefSeq and is a predicted model, not a curated record. NCBI's taxonomy places the organism in Eukaryota, Fungi, Ascomycota, Dothideomycetes, Pleosporales, Pleosporaceae.
AUGGCUGCACCCCGCCAGCCGCUGCAUAUGCUGCGUGCUCUGCUGCGCGAGGCCUCAUACCUGCCCGAUGCCACUGCCCGCACCUAUUUUGGCCGCUACAUUGUCACCCGCUUCAAGGCCUACCAGCCGCCUAGCCACCACAGGUCCCCAGCCACAAGUCAAGCCACAACUCCAGCCACAAGUCAAGCCACAGAUGCAGCCACACCUUCACCCACACGUUCCCGCAUCCCGCGGUUGCUACGCAAGGCGCGCAAAGGGCUGACUCUUCUCCGCCGCGCCAACCAGGGCGAUAUGGCCUGUCUGCAAAAGGUCCUUUUCCUUGCAUACGGCCGCGUGGGCAGGCGCAAGCACACGUUGUUGGCACCCCUCCUCAGGCCCGAUGCCAUCAUGGACGGCGGCAAACUGCCGCUCCCUACCGCUGCUGCCGAUGUGCCCCCUGCCCCGCUCCACCAGCUCUAUUACACUUCUUCGCGGUGCCUGGGCCUAUUCGCCGCCCCUGUGCCUAUCUCUAAGACGCACUGCUCUAUCGCUAUCUCGGAUCGCUUCUCGCGGCUGCGCGCCCUCAUCAAGUCGCAGCACAAGAAGGGCCUCGCCAUCCACCGCGAGCUCAAGGGCCAGCUCCUCAAGACACCCAUACACAAUGUCUGGGGCCGCCCUAUGCCCAUUAAGAGGGCGCGUAACAACGUCCGACGAUGGUAUGCUGAGACCAUGACGAGAAUUCUCCCGCCCCUGCCCGCCCACGAGUGGGAUAAGAUGCAUGCCAUGAUGCUCGGUCACCAGCCCAUCGGAUUGGUCAAACCAAGGGCCAAAACCUCCCUUCCCACUGGUGUUGGUUUUGAUAGCGUCGCUACACCAGAAACUCUCUUUGCCAGCACCCUACAUGAAGCCAUGGCGUUGAGCAAACCCAGUAGAGCAGAUAGGCCUGCUGGUAUGCACCGCCCCCAUGCCAUCACCCCCAAGUUCAUGCGACGCCUGUACACCAAGAUCCUCACUCUCUGCUGUAAGCUUGAGUACCACGAAGAAACAAAGCGCUGGACGGCCAUCUGGGGUGAGCCCAACAAGACCAUCAAGCCCAAGCUUUACAGUGCGCCAACGGACCAACAGCUUUUUGCCGGUGUAGAUGCACAAGGACGCCUACCACACAAGCCAAAGCAACACGACUUGGACAAAUCCGCCCAUGUGCAGCCACGCAAUGCCGAUGGUCAAUAUAUGCGAUUUCCCUUUUUCGCAGAGUUUCUGCCAGAGAACAAUCCCCUGCGCAAGGAAUUGGACGAAUGGAAGAGGAAGCGCGCUGCUGCGGCUGCGGCUGCAUCUGCGGUUCGUGCGCCUACGCGCUAA